AUGAAGUUUGAGGACGUACUUGCAGAAGUUAACGGCUUUGGAAAAUUCCAAAUAAGGACAGUCCUGCUGACAGCGAUCCCUCGUAUUUCUUUACCUCUUCACUUUUUACUAAAUAACUUCAUCGCUGCCAUCCCUCCUCACCACUGCGACAUCAGCUCUCUGGAUGAUGGAGGUAUUUUCAGGAAUUUAUCCCAGGCAGAAAGGCUUGUUGUGAGUAUACCUGUACAGGAGGAUGGGACUCAAAGCUCCUGUCAGAUGUUCACUGAGCCUCAGUACCACCUGCUGCUCAACUCCUCCAACAUCACUGAACUACAGACUGUGCCAUGCCAGGAUGGAUGGGUGUAUGACAACUCCACCUUCAAGUCUACUCUGGCCUCAGAUGUGAGAUUUGUUUUUGUGAGAUAUGAGCAUUUAAUUAUACCAAAUAAGCCAUCUUAUUCCUGAUCUAUUUUGUGUGUUUUCCAUGCAGUGGGAUCUGGUUUGUGAUAAUAGAAGGGCGAACAAAUUUGCUGCCACCAUUUUCUUCACAGGGGUCAUGGUUGGAGCAGUAGUGUUUGGAUAUCUCAGCGACAGGUGUUUCAGAAUUAACCAUCAACCCCAUUACAUUGACUUGAAAUCAGAAAUCAACCUUUUUUUAAGUUGAUCUUAUUUUUCUCUCACAGGUUUGGCAGGAAAACUAUGAUCCUGGUGUCAUACAUAGCGGCCACCGUCUUUGGAAUUGCCAGUGCUUUUUCCUUUGACUAUACUACGUUUGCUGUCAUGAGGUUCCUCACUGGAUUAGGACUAUCCGGAAUAGGUUUUAUCACAAUUGCCAUUUGUAAGUGCACUGUCAGGAUUUUUGAGAAAAAUAACUAGCAAAUGUGAAUUUAAGCAUGUCAUGAUAAACCUACUCUCCUCAGGUGUUGAAUGGGCAGACAUCAAGCAUCGUGCUGCAGUGUGUGUUUUGACAAGUCUGGACUGGAGUUUUGGACUGGCUCUUCAGUCUGUAAUUGCUUUUUUUGUGAGAGAUUGGAGGUACCUGACUGUUAUAGCAAACAUUCCACUUUUUCUGGCAAUAGCCACUUGGUGGUAAGGACUUGUUGAGAUUCCAGUGGUUCCCAUUUUUGCAGUGGGGUUUGUGAAGACUAAGAUAAGAAAUCAUAAGUUGAUAUUUAAUGACUUCAUCACAGGUGGGUCCCUGAAUCGGCCAGAUGGCUGAUAAGCAAUGGAAAGAUCCAAAAAGCUCAUUUUUACCUGAGUAAGUGUGCACAAGUGAAUGGCAGAGAGCAGUUCAUGGCUGACCUGAAGCCUGAGGUAUGUUGUGUGUUAUCUCAUCAGACUGACUUCAUUACCUUUCCCCUUAAAUAUUACCAAAACAAAUAUGAUGUUCUUCUAAUAUGACCCAUGUUCACUCUUUGAAUCGGAACCCUUUAAAGCCUUACAUUAUCUGCCCAAGAUAGUGAUUAUUACCCCAAUUUUCACUGCAUCCGGAACGGCGGUAAUUUUCACCGUCCGCCACGUCUGACCGGAUCGGUUUGUGAAGCGAAUUUCAUGGCGGAUUAUGGACAGCCAGUUUCCAUAACCAAGGAUCAGGCCGCCAAGGCUCCCGCCUUGGUCAGCCGCCCAAUCCCUCAAGCACCGGACCCUUCAUGUUCCUCCUGCGAGUGGUGUGUCCACUGGAGAUGGUGCCCAUGUGGCCCCACAGGGCCCGGCCACCAGAUGCUCGCCAACAAAUCCCAACCCCGGGCCUGGCUCCAGGGUGGAGCCCUGGUGUCCCUCUGGGCUGGGUACACUUUUUCCCUUUGUUCUUCUCCAUGAGGGUCUUCUGAACUGUUCUUAGUCUGACCUUUCACCUAGGACCAAUCUGCCUUGGGAGACCCUACCAGGGACAAAAUGCCCUGGACAGCAUAGCUCCUAGGUUCAUUAGAGCACACAAACUCCUCCACCACGGUAAGGUGACAGUUCAAGGAGGAGUCCACAUCAAGAGGAGUCAGCUGAGAUUGCUCGGAUAUCUGGUUAGGAUGCCUUCUGGACGCCUCCUGUUAGAGGAGUUCUGGCAUGUCCCACCGGGAGGAGACCCUGUGGCUGGCCCAGGACCAGGUGGAGGGACUAUAUCUCUUGCCUGGCCUGGGAGCGCCUGGGAAUCCCCCCGGAGGAGCUGGUGGAAGUGGCUGGGGUGAGGACCGUCUGGGCUUCCCUCCUGAACCUGCUGCCCCCGCGACGCGGUCCCAGAUAAGCAGAAGUAAACGACGACAAUGAUUAUGGACAGCAGGAAUUGCAAGAACUCACAAGAACCCGCGGAUUCAUGUGCAAUCGUGCGAUAACAAGUUGUCUUUAGCCACAUAGGGUAUCCAUAUUAGCAGUAGAUUGUGUCCUCCCAGAGGAGGAAAUCUACUUCUAGACUUAAGCAACCAGCAUCCUCUAUCCAUGUUGUCAUCGGGAUGAAAUGCUGUCUAUAAACCUCUUACUUGUUCGUCCCCACCCGUUUGCAUGGUGUGAAAUACGAUCCGCCUGAAACACAGUGUUUUAUUUUGAAAAGAAGCUGGAUGUUUUAUUUUGUGUCUGUGCCCCACUUCCUUUCCAGUGCGGGUUAAUCUGUGCUGAAUUUAUCCGGCAUGCUCCGGCUUCUGGAAAAAUAGAACUCUUGUAAACAGCUGUGGAGUCCAGGAAUCCACAGCGGAACCGAAAGAAACCUGUGAAAAUUGACCCACUGACUUGAAUGGUUACGAUCAGCUGCAAUUGGCAGAUAUGGCCUUUUCAUAGCCAUUCCAGAUGCAGUGGAUAUUGGGGGUUAGUACUGUCUCAAGAAGUUGUCAUGGAUAUUUUUACAUAGCACACACUGUGAUUCUUUUCUUGACACUAAUUUUUUUUUUUUUUAACCAAAAUUAUUACUUCUUUGUCUGUAUGAAACUUAACUGGAAAUGUGACUAAAGGUUGUCAUUUUUUUUCCAGGAAUGAGGAUACAUUGUACAAUUGAUAAUUAUAUCUGAAAAAUUGUCUAUAAUUUUCAUGUGAACAACAGUAUAGAAAUACAUUGAUCUAAUUAUCUCUAGUUUGUAACUGACACCUGCUGCAGUGUUAAAUUAUUGUUUCUAUUCACCAGGUUCUGUCUAAUGUAAUAUUGGUAGAAAAUGACAAAAGGAAAUACUCCUAUUUGGACCUCUUCAAGACCCCCAGGAUGAGGAAAGUGGCUCUGCUAACUUCCACUGUGUGGUAUUUAUGUUUUUCUAUUAAAGUAACUACAUUAUGAUGGUUAAAUAACUGAAAUAAAGGAUAAUCUGUACAGCCCACUGUCUAGAUAACCACUCAGCCUUAACCGUAAGAUACAACACUAAAAAGAGUCCUGAAAGAGAGGAAUUACCCGCUCAUGGCUAAUUUUUUUUUUCUUCUUUCGAUGGUACAAUUUCAACGAUUAUUUUCAGUUUGAUGAUUUCAUUUUGCAGUGAAAUUUGACCCAAUAACUAGAAAAUAAUUGGACAGCCAGUUUAGCUGAAGUUUAUGUAAGAUUUAUGGUACAGGCAGACAAUUGCAGACAUUUUAAGUACAAUGUAUGCCUUGUAUCAAAAACACCUCUUCUAUUUCAUAGGUUUGGAGUGGCCUGCACUUACUAUGGAAUCAGCUUAAAUGUGGCAGGAUUUGGAGUUAACAUUUACCUCACGCAGUUCAUCUUUGGGGCUUCAGAAGUUCCAGCAAAAUUUUUUGUCUAUUUCUCCUUGGACAAAAUUGGCCGACGGUUAAUUCUGGCUGGGACAAUCUUUAUGACCGGACUGUGCAUCUUCUGCAACAUGUUUAUCCCUUCAGGUGAUCAAUUCAUGCCUGUGCUACUGGCAUUUCUACACUUCCGAUUUUGAUAUCAAACAUAAGAAAAAAGGUGUAAUAAAUUAAACAUUGGAUGUUGUGGCUGUAUAGUGCCUCUGACACUUUACCAAGGUAAGGGUUUGUAUAUGUUCACACAAUUCAAUUAUCUGUUUCUCAGAGGUUCCUCAAGCCUUAUCUUGUACUUAUGACAUUUUAACAGAAUUCAUAGUUUUGCUCACAAACUAAAAAGUUAUUUGGAAUUGUGUCUCUUUAUUCUGAUAACAACAACAAUAACUGGCUAAACCCACAGGAUCCGGUACAGCCCCGCUCUGGUCCAGACCGGCAGGCGGAUCAGAUUCGCAAGCAUACAGUGCCCACUGGAUCCGAUCUGCCGCCGCCAUCAAAGGAGAAGUGCUCGCGAGAUUACUGCUAUUUCAAGACUGGACGAGAUCUUGCAAGCGCUUGUGUGUUUCCUCAGGAGUCAUAGACUGAGAUCCGCCGAUUGGUGUAUAUAAACGGCGGUGUAUAUAAACACCCAUAUCCCACAACCCUGGCCUCUCCUAUUAUCAAGUUAAGAACAGUUCAAUGUAUUGACUUUAUUUUAUUUUGAAAAUUAACCGGAUACUUUUCUGUGAGGGAAGGGGUGGGCAACCAUGAGCCAUGGAGGGCCGAGAGGCUGCAGGUUUUCUUUCCAACCCAAAACUCCACCAGGUGAUUUCACUGAUUACCUUACCUCAAAGAAGAGAGCAGGAACUAAUCAGUGAAAUCACCUGGUGGAGUUUUGGGUUGGAAAGAAAACCUGCAGCCUCUCGGCUCUCCAUGGCACAUGAUUGCCCAUCCCUGCUGUAGCGGCAUACAACUUCCGCUGCUGCUCGUGUUGCGCUGCACUGAAUUGAUGCACUGUGCUCCAGCAUCCAGGAAAAAAAGGAGGUUUUGCGUAUCUGAUCCAGCUGCCAGAGCUGAUCCGCAACAGAGCUGGACACUGGGCAGAUUCUGUGGAAUAACUCACAUUGAUUAAAAUGCUUGCGGAUUUGAUCCACUGGCCGUGCCGGGGCGGAGAAGAGCCGUUUCGGAUCCUGUGGGUUUUGCCCAUAACAAAACACUUUUGGUCUAUCACAGCCACAUUUUUUCUUACCCAUUGUCAUUUUCAAAGACCUUCCUUCUGCAGAGAUCCAAGCGCUCAUUAGCAAUUCGCUUCUAAGUCAUGGGCGGAGACAGCGCUGCUCUGCACACUUCUCUUCAUGCCAGCUUGCAGCCUAACAUUCCUGGUGUAGUAGUAGUAGCAAGUAACAUAGGAGCUAUUCAGCUCUUGAACACUAAUGUCUUUGGAGGAAGGAUAAAAGCUAAGUUCUUACGAGCAUUGCAAUCUCCUUCUGCACAUGCUUGUUCCGCGAUCGUCCUCUCUACUUUUCCCAGUGUGGCCUGCAUAGCAGGGCUCUGGGGGCGGAGCUUAUAUUUGCUACAUAGGAAAUCUCACUGAAACGGAGUCUGCCAUUUGGGUCUGCCAGAGAUAAACAGCGAUUUGAAUGCAGAAAUACUCAGAAAUCAAAUUUUGCACUUAGCUUUCUCAUGAUAUGUCCUGUAGCAAAAAUGCCAUAUGAACAUAGACAACAAGAAAAACAUUUUCCUCGGAGUGGGUCUUUACGAUCCAGCUGUGAUCUAGUUGGUAAUGUUAAACUUGGUGAACCACAAUUACUCAGCUGGAAAUCAACAUAGGAUACAUGUGCUCAUGUGCAUAAAAUAAAAAUCCCAUCAAGUUAUGAGAUAAUCCCAAAUCCCAAAAAUUUUAUAUUCCAGAUAUGGGGAUAUUCAGGACUGCUGUGGCUGCUUUGGGAAAGAUGUUUUCAGAGGCGGCCUUUACAACAGUAUCUCUGUUCACAACGGAGCUUUAUCCCACUGUAAUGAGGUCAGUGAUCUCUUUUAUAUACAAGUUUUAACCGUGUACAUUUACAAUCAAUGUUGACUGAGUUUAAGUUAUAUCCUAUAUCUUGUGUAUUUUUGGCCACACAGACAAAAUGGACUGGGUUUCUGCGCUUUUUUCGCUCGAAUAGGUGUAUCAGUUGCACCUCUCAUUAUGGUUCUUGAAGAAGUAUGGGGCCAUUUUCCGGGUACUGUUUUUACUCUGUUGGCUUUUGUUUGUGGGAUGGUGACUUUAUGUCUUUCGGAUACAAGCAAAGUUCCUUUACCAGAGACGAUCGAGGAUGUGGAACAGACCAGGUAUUUGGAGCUUUGUUAGUACUGCAGCCGUAAAUUUUAAUGAGAGUUUCACUUAAAAAAUGAUUUAAAAAUGUCUUUUGUGUUUCAGGAGAAGAUCAGUUACUUCAUCUGAGGAGAAAUCCCAGCUUUAAAAACAUUGCACCGCUGAAUUAUAGAGAAUUGAUGAUGUUAACUGUUAUGCAAAAUAAAACAAAAAGUUAUAAAAACAAGCUAUUACGAACUUGUGGAUGAAUAGUGAAUUAAAAAAGAGAAAAAACUGGAUGUUUCAAUUUUUAAACCCUUUCUGUUUAAGUUAAUAUAAGACUGACAAGAAGGUUUGAAGAAUAAUAUUAUUUGUACCUCAAUGAUCACAAACGUGAUCAAGGUCUGUUAAACAGCUCUGUGAGACUAGGAUACAAAUUAUACAAUAUGAUACGAUAUAAACAAUAUCAUACAUUACGAUAUGAUACAAUACGAUAUGAUAAAAUAUGAUCAACUAGCCCCCAAAAUGACAGUUGAACUUGAGGGCUUUUUUAUGAAAAAAAAAACAAUAAAAACACAACAACCCACAUGUACACAGAAAAGACAGACCCACCACAAGCCUAUACAAUAUACAAAACACAUCAACCAUAUUGCACAUUUUUGUGUCACUGAUCUUUUUUAUUUGAAGUACUUGGUGUAAAAAUUGACAACAAUAUUUCAACAAUUUUUGGGUAGUGAUCUAAAUUGGGUUCCUUGGAAGUAAUCAAAGUAAAUGUGUCCAUGGAUUUGUUAUAACUGUUGCAACAGGCCCAGUUUGAGAGGCCCUUUGUACAUUAACAAAUAAUACUGAACAUAAAACUUUGACUGAAAUGAAUAAAUUCAUAUUAAAAUUAUGGAUUGUUGUGUCAUUAUUCAUUAGUACACACUAAGGAGAUUCAAAAUAUAACUUCAGAAAUAUAAAUAACACCAACAUUUUUUUGGUAAACUUUAGAAACAUUUUGAAGAAAAUGUCAUGUGCAUCAAGUGCAUGUCCUCAGUUGUACUAAGUAUUUGUUUUCAUGUUAUAAUCUAAUCCAAACUGUUCAGGGAAUGUCAUGGUGUGAUUUUUCUGUCUUUGGUUUGAAUGUAUGUGUCCUAAGAGUACACUUUGGACAAUGUUCCUUCCUCAGUAUUCACUAAAUAUUAAUCUACCUUGUUCAGUGAGAACAUUUCUUUACACAUUUACAUAUUCUCAGCUGACCAUUGACCAGCAGCAUUUUAACAGUGUUCAAAAGGCUCAUCAGCCCUUUCCAAACAUAUAAACUGGUGUUCUUGAAGCUGUCUGUCUUAGUUUUCAGUCAUAUUUGAAAGUGUUGCAUCAUUAAUUAACAAGAUGAAGUUUGAGGACGUACUUGCAGAAGUUAACGGCUUUGGAAAAUUCCAAAUAAGGACAGUCCUGCUAACAGCGAUGCCUCGUCUUGCUUUACCUCUCCACUUUUUACUCAAUAACUUCAUCGCUGCCAUCCCUCCUCACCACUGCGACAUCAGUUCUCUGGAUGAUGGAGGUAUUUUCAGGAAUUUAUCCCAGGCAGAAAGGCUUGUUGUGAGUAUACCUGUACAGGAGGAUGGGACUCAAAGCUCCUGUCAAAUGUUCUCUGAGCCUCAGUACCACCUGCUGCUCAACUCCUCCAACAUCACUGAACUACAGACUGUGCCAUGCCAGGAUGGAUGGGUGUAUGACAACUCCACCUUCAAGUCUACUCUGGCCUCAGAUGUGAGAUUUGUUUGUGUGAGAUAUGAGCAUUUAAUUAUACCAAGUAAGCCAUCUUAUUCCUGAUUUAUUUUGUGUGUUUUCUAUGCAGUGGGAUCUGGUUUGUGAUAAUAGAAGAGCAAACAAAGCCGCUGCCACCAUUUUCUUCAUGGGGGUCAUGGUUGGAGCAGCAGUGUUUGGAUAUCUCAGUGACAGGUGUUUCAGCGUUAACCAGGGGAUUUUUUCAGGUUUCAAUAUACUCACUGUCAAAAAAACUCAAAGCUCCUGUGUGAAACUCCUGUGUGCUUCCAGUGAUGAUUGCCAAUAGUCUCCCCUCUCGCUAUCACUUUUACAUAAAAUCAGCAAACUUGCAUCACACUUUGAGCCCUAUAACAAGGACUCAGUGUGUGAGCAGAAGCUUAUUUGUUCAAAACACAUACAGUAUAUCACGUCAAGUUUUGUUUCCAGUAACCCAUUACAUCAACUCAAACUCAGAAGUAAACCUUUUUUUUUUAGUUGAUCUUAUUUUUUCUCUCACAGGUUUGGCAGGAAAAGUAUGCUCCUGGUGUCGUACAUUGUGGCUGCCGUCUUUGGAAUUGCCAGUGCUUUUUCCUUUAACUAUACCAUGUUUGCUGUCAUGAGGUUUUUCACUGGAUUUGGAAUAUCCGGAAUAGGUUUUAUCACAGUUGCCCUUUGUAAGUGCACUGUCAUAAUUAAUUACAGAAAUAACCAACAGCUGUGAAUUUAAGCAUGUUAUGAUUAUUCUACUCUGUUCUAGGUGUUGAAUGGGUGGACAUCAAGCAUCGUGCUGUAGUGAGUGUUUUGGCAAGUCUGGACUGGAGUUUUGGAAUGGCUCUUCUGUCUUUAAUUGCUUAUUCUGUGAGGGAUUGGAGGUACCUGACUGUUAUAGCAAACACUCCACUUAUUCUGGCAAUGGCCACUUGGCGGUAAGGACUUAACUUGUUGAGAUUCCUGUGGUGCCUAUUUAUGCAGUGGGGUUUGUGAAGACUAAGACAAGAAAUCUUAGGUUGACAUUUAAUGUCUUCGUCAUAGGUGGGUCCCUGAAUCGGCCAGAUGGCUGAUAAGCAAUGGAAAGAUCCAAAAAGCUCAUUUUUACCUGCGCAAGUGUGCACAAGUGAAUGGCAGAGAGCAGUUCAUGGCUGACCUGAAGCCUGAGGUAUGUUGUGUAUUAUCUCAUCAGACUUUUUUCUUUCCCUUUUAAUUACAUCUUAUGGUCUUGAGUUAUUUUUGUGAAGUAGUAUAGUAGUAGUAUAGAAACAUAUUGAUCUAAGUAUCUCUAGUUUGUAACUGACACCUGCUGCACAGUUAAAUUAUUGUUUCUAAUCAUCAGGUUCUGUCUAAUGUAAUAUUGGUAGAAAAUGACAAAAGGAAAUACUCCUAUUUGGACCUCUUCAGGACCCCCAGGAUGAGGAAAUUGGCUCUACUUACUUGCACAGUGUGGUAUUUAUGUUUUUUAUUUAAAAAUAACUACAUUAUGAUGGUUAAAUAGCUGAAAUUAAAAUAAUAAUAGUAAUCUGUACAGCCCAAUGCCCAGAUAACCACUCAGCCGUAACCUUAAGAAACAAGAUAGGAACACAGUGGAAAACUGGGUCAUUUGUAAGUUGUUGAAAUACUGCACUGAAAAGUGUCCUGAAAUAGAAAUAUAUUUAAGUUUAUUAUGUACCUUGAUUCCAAGAAUUUGGGACAUCGUGGGGAAUUAUGAAACUUGACAACUUAGCAGUCGUCUUUGCCAUAUCAUUUAUUGAGCCAUUAAUGUUGUAGAUGGGUGACAAGCUGGGACUGCAGGUAAAUCAAUUUAGCACUCUUUAGGACUUUCAGACUGUUGAUGGUACUGUACCACGGAUGCAGAAUGUGGUUUGGCACUAUCUUGCUGAAAUAAGUCUUCCAUGGGAAAAGCAUUCUCUGGAUUGUGACUACUGUAUGUUGCUCCAAAACCUGGUUUAGCAUUAAUGUUGCCUUCCUCAUACCAUCGCAGACACUGUAUGCAGAAAAUGAGACAAGUGGUCCCCCUCUACUUCAAAGGACACAGAGUCCAUGUUUUCAGGAGAGAAUGCCAAAUUUUGAUUUGCCACACCACAGGAAAGUUUUUCACUUGCCCUCAGUCCAUCUUAUACAGGUCAAGGCCCAGAGACAUUGCAGGCAUUUCUGGGUCAUGUUUACCAAAUGUCUUUUUUUUGGUCCAUGGUACAGUUUUAACCUGCACUUUCAGUUUGAUGACUUCACUUUGCAGUGUAAAUCAACUCAAAAAUAUGAAAUAAUCUGACACCCAGUUUAUGUAAGAUUUAUGGUACAGGCAAAAAAAUUGCAGCCUUUUCAAGGAUGAUGUAUGCUUUGUGUCUAAAACACUAUUCUUCUAUUUCAUAGGUUUGGAGUGGCCUGCACUUACUAUGGAAUCAGCUUAAAUGUGACAGGAUUUGGAGUUAACAUUUAUCUCACGCAGUUCAUCUUUGGGGCUUCAGAAGUCCCAGCAAAAUUUUUUGUCUUUUUCUCCUUGGACAAAAUUGGCCGACGGUUAAUUCAGGCUGGAACACUCCUUAUGACCGGACUGUGCAUCUUCUGCAACAUAUUUAUCCCUUCAGGUGAUCAAUUCACACCUCUGCUACUGGCAUAUCUACACUUCCGAUUUUGAUAUGAGAUAUAAGAAAAAGGGUGUAACAAAUUAAGCAUUGGAUGUUGCGGCUGUGUAGCACCUCUGACACCUCACUGAGGUGAGGAUUUGUAUAUGUUCACACCAUUCAAUUAUCUGUUUACCCAACCGAUCGCACGUACAACGGGGGCCACGAGACCACGCGUUCCAGUGCCUGUGCAACCCAAAAAGACUCAUCAGGCAUGCAAUAUUUUUUUUUCAUAGGAUGGUUGGGGAAGGUCCCAUGUCCUUUGCUUCUGAUUGGCUAGAAGUGCUGGGCUUCGAUUGGUUAUUCCUCAGGGCUGUGAAACGUCAUUGUCUGUCAGGUUAGGGUUAGGGUUAGGAGAUUCAGAAUUACAGUAAUGUUUUGUAAUGUUCUGUUCAAUGUACAGAGCUGACAGUCCGUGCUCGGCUUGAGUGUCUGAUGACGUUUCCAGAUCUUUUAGCCAAUCAGAAGCAAAGGAGGCAGGACCUUCCCCUACUAUCCUAUGAAAAAAAAUAUUGCAUCAGGCACACCACCACACUGCACAUCAGCUAACAUGUUAGUGAGCUGCGUUCAAGGCAAUGUACUUUAUGCUUCUAACGUUGGCUAAUCAUUAGCUUGCUCACCUACCAAUUGAUUCCUGAAGGCAGAAGCUGGUACACAACAGUGCUUCACAAACUUAAAUCUUAACAACACAAUGAGGGUCUAUAUAAUAUGUUUACAUACAUUUUGUGAUGCUUACCUCUCAUAGUCAUUACGUAAUGACUGCAGCCUUUAGCCAGGAGGUUGUGUCGUCAGAUGGUUACCAGAAGUCACUCUGUGUUUCAACCCUUAGCAAUAACACCCUCCUGCUGGCGGGUCAGCAGUGGUGGCCAGCCACUACACACUCCCUCCUUGCUGCCAGUUUGCCUCCUCCCUCCUAUUCCAAAUCCAACUGGAGGCUCUCUCUGCCGCCUCCCCCAAUCUUCGUACCACCUUCUUCUUCUCACUUCCUGUCAGUCUCACUGCUGUCAACAACUUCUGUAACAACUUCCAGGCUGAUUGAGCUGGGAAGUCUCUAUACCCUACCUCAAUCAGGUACAACCAUAUCUGCAAGCCUUUCUCCUUUCAACCAGAUCUCUGUAGCACUCAGAUUUCCUCUUAAAUGCCUCAUCCCACCCCUCUUCCCAAGGCACAAUAAGCUCCACAAGGAUGAUCUUUUUUCCUUCAGUGGAGAACAGGACUGCAUCUGGACGAAGGGUUGUAUGGACGACAAGAUGUGUGCCAUGGUCCCGUUUUUCCCGCAGAGUUUGCACAUUGGAUAGUCUCUCUCUUACCCCAUCUGUGCAGAUUCACUGGGGUUAGUAGGGUGUCAUAUAUAGCCCUCAGCAAGAAGGAGAUCCAGAAUGGCUCAAGCCUCCAUAGGUCUGACCAUAUCAGCUUCCUCUUUGGGAGGCUUCACCUUGUCCAGGCUCCCUGGGAUCCUUGCUCCACCACUCUCGCCUUCCUCUGCUCUUCCUCUAGGUUCCGUAUUUCAUCCUGGACCAUAGUUCUCCUCUCCCUUGGAUUAGCUGUUCCCGACUUUUGAAAGUGGGUCAUCCCCAGACCUUGCCUGCCUGUGCAGGGUGCUCCAAAAAUGUCUCUGAGCUUGAGAUUUCCUUCUACUUGUGCUGUAGAAGCCUCCCACUUCCAUCCUGUUCUCGUUUUUACCCUGCUUCCUGGACCUUGCUGUCUCUCAAGUCUCUAAUGGUCAGGGCAAGCCUGCACUUUGCCACCCUGUAUUCCUCAGCAAGGGAUGACAGUGGUAGUUGAAGUUGCCCUGAUGUAGAGUCCGACCGAUGUGAAACUUGGAGGGAUUCCAAGCCACCUCCUAAGGUGCUUGUUGAUCUUUCGCUCCACUCCUUCCACCGCUGUUAAUAGGACUUCAUACACAGUCAUCAGCCACAUCAGCCUGGGAAGAAGGCCAUGUUGGUAUAGCCAUGCCUUAAACAUUCCAGGGAGUCCAGAUUUCUCGAUUUUCUUCAGCCAUCCUUCUGCUUGCUUCCCAGUGGGGUGGACAUUUUUUAUGAUGGUCAGUGACUCAUCAUAGCACUUUCCCAGGCACUUGAUGAGAUUGUCCGUGAUGGAUGGAAUGGCCUCGCCCUGUAUGAGCAGAUUAUACUUAUCUGUGAUGUUACCCUUCCAGAUAAUCAUGCUCCUUGAUUUUUUUUGGCUUGAAUGUCAUCCUAGCCCAGGUUGCCACCCCACCAAGUUUUUUUUAACACCCAUCCUGCCUGCACAUGGGUAGGUGUUGUAAUCGUCAGGUCGAUAAACUCCCUUAUCGCCGGUUGACGGACACCAGGGUGGUAUAGGGAUCCUUGAUGAACUGGGCCCUCCUUUUCUCCUUUUCCUUGCUAAGUUUUCUUGUUCUUUCUGCCCUUCUUAGUCUGAUGAAGCACUCCGAAGACUGCUUGUGAGCUUCUUUAACCCUUCUUUCUCCUCAGAGCUGCUUGUUUUGUACCUCCUAUUCAGUCCUUUGAUCUCUUUCCGCAGGGUAUGGAUCUCCCUCUCUCACCUGUUUGGUUGUUUUGUUGCCUUGGUAUUGACCUUUCUCUCAAAUGCUCCAAACCGUUCUUUUCCUAGGUUAUAUGUGAUCUCAGCUCUGCUAUUCCAUCUAGCUUUGCUUCGAGAACUCUGUCCAGAUCAUCAUCAAAGUUUGUCCACUCCUUUGUGUCAGACAUUUUCGGCCAAUUAAUCCUCUCCUUUAUGGGUUCGGUCUGUGGUGCAACACCUGUUGGGGUACACCUGUGGGUUGUGGGUGUUAAUGGUGCUGAGAAAUCUCUAGUACUGUGGGGUGCUUCCUGAAUGGAGCUUUCCUGCGCCUCACCAGACCCGAGGUCUGUGCGUUGCACCGGUGCCACUUCUUUCCUACACUUGGACCUGGCCUGGUGUAUUCUGAGGCCCCUUACGUUUUUGCAGAUCUUACUGCAGGAGGAACACUUAACCUUUGGUGCCUUCCCAGUUAAGGUGGUUUGGGUGAGCCUUCUCUGUAUCCUUGUUCCUGUCAAGUCAUCUAUAUGGUAAAGCAAUAGUGGAAAUGUAACAAACCUUGCUUUGUACAUCUCCUCGCUUCAGCAGUUGUGACAUCAGUCUGGUGAGUGAGUGAUGCUUGGUUUCAAAUGUCCUAACGUCUACCCACUGUGUUAGGUAGUCCACAAUAAACCAACAAAACUGUAUAGAAAUUACAACCCAACAGCUAAUAACUCUGUUCCCAACAUAAAUAACCUUGUGAAUUGGGUACUAAGAAUACCCAACCUCAUGAAAAUAACCCAAAUAAAUUGACUAACAGGCUAACCCAACCUUUUUUUGUGUGUGUAUGAUCUAGUUGGUAAAGCACAUGUUGGUGAACCACAAUUACUCAGCUGAAAAUCAACAUAAGAUACAUGUGCAUAAAAUAAAAGCAUAAAAGGAUUUGUACUAGAUUAAAAGGUGUUUUUUAUUCCAGAUAUGGGGGUAUUCAGGACUGCUGUGGCUGCUUUGGGAAAGAUGUUUUCAGAGGGAGCCUUUACAACAGUAUAUCUGUACACAACUGAGCUUUAUCCCACUGUAAUGAGGUCAGUGAAUACAAGUUUUAACCAUGUACAUGUACAACCAAAGUUUAUAGAGUUAAAGUUGUAUCCUGGUCGGGUAAUCUUGUGUAUUUUUGGCUUCACAGACAAAACGGACUGGGUUUCUGCUCCUUUGCAGCUCGAUUUGGUGUAUCAGUUGCACCUCUCAUUAUGGUUCUUGAAGAAGUAUGGGGCCAUUUGCCAGGUACUGUUUUUACCCUGGUGGCUUUUGUUUGUGGGAUGGCAACUCUAUGUCUUUCCGAUACAAGCAAAGUUCGUUUACCAGAGACUAUCGAGGAUGUGGAACAGACCAGGUAUUUGGAGCUUUGUUAGUACUGCGGCCAUAAAUUUGAAUGAGAGUUUAACUUAAAAAUGAUUUUAAAAAUGUCUUUUGUGUUUCAGGAGAAGAUCAGAUACCUCAUCUGAAGAGAAAUCCCCCCUUUAA
This is a messenger RNA of Xyrichtys novacula (pearly razorfish), 14325 nucleotides long. The record is from the annotation of a GenBank genome assembly. NCBI's taxonomy places the organism in Eukaryota, Metazoa, Chordata, Actinopteri, Labriformes, Labridae.